GCGUCUUUUUGUCUUCCUCUUUGGACCUACGUCUCCUCAGCUACAAUGGUGAGCCGAAGAUGUUCUCGUCCUAAUCCACACCAAUCUAAAUAAUCCAAGGCGAAUAAUGGCUAAGCGCACCAAGAAGGUGGGGAUCGUGGGUAAAUAUGGCACGCGUUACGGCGCGUCGCUCAGGAAGAUGGUGAAGAAGAUUGAGAUCAGCCAGCACGCAAAGUACACCUGCUCCUUCUGUGGCAAGACUAAGAUGAAGAGGAGGGCUGUUGGUAUCUGGCACUGUGGGUCCUGCAUGAAGACUGUUGCUGGAGGUGCCUGGACAUACAACACGACGUCUGCAGUCACAGUGAAGUCGGCCAUCAGGAGACUGAAGGAGCUGAAAGACCAGUAGAAGGUUACUGGAGGAUCAGACCGUCACCUGUUGGGAACCGUUUCUAUCCGAGCUAGACGCUGCCUCAUGUCAAACAUCCACCACAAUAAAAAGCAGUCAAGAGGAA
Coregonus clupeaformis (lake whitefish) is the source of this 491-nucleotide messenger RNA. Its product is annotated as 60S ribosomal protein L37a. Gene Ontology annotation, molecular function: structural constituent of ribosome. The record is from RefSeq and is a predicted model, not a curated record. Gene Ontology annotation, cellular component: ribosome. The transcript is spliced from 4 exons. Lineage: Eukaryota; Metazoa; Chordata; Actinopteri; Salmoniformes; Salmonidae. Bases 107 to 385 code for a protein of 92 amino acids. Gene Ontology annotation, biological process: translation.